Dreissena polymorpha is the source of this 5200-nucleotide messenger RNA. Its product is annotated as pumilio homolog 3-like. The record is from RefSeq and is a predicted model, not a curated record. The transcript has 20 exons. Gene Ontology annotation, cellular component: nucleolus. Gene Ontology annotation, biological process: regulation of translation. NCBI's taxonomy places the organism in Eukaryota, Metazoa, Mollusca, Bivalvia, Myida, Dreissenidae. Bases 92 to 2500 code for a protein of 802 amino acids. Gene Ontology annotation, molecular function: mRNA binding.
GAGAUAUACUCAAUAAAUGUGUUACUAAAAUGUUUUAAUUUAAGUAAAAAUACGAAUACAUGCACUCAAAAGCUUUAUUUGAUAAAUUUAAAUGUUGGAGGGUUGCCAUAAAUCAGUCUGUAACAUAGAACGACUUGAGAAUAAAGACAACACAAGUACAAUGGAAACAUCUAGAAGGCACAAACACCAUUUUGGUAACCCUAACAUGCGUGGCAACCCAGAGGGCGACAGCAUUGUUAUGAAGAAGACGAUGAAGAACAACAUCCCCCAAGACUUUGAUGCUUCAGCUGAUUAUGGGGCUUCACCCUCAAAAAGGCGUAAACAACACAGCUACAAUGAUUUCCAUCCAUCUGGAUACAGAAAAGAGUUUCGAGCCCCGGUCCCAAGUUUUGCAGAAUCCGAGCUCUCGGCUCUCGACAUCACGGACACGCCUGAGUCCCUGUCUCAGAUCAGUGCCAUCGCACCAGUAUCUGACAUCUCUAACACACAGCCAAGUUUUAUGAAGAAGUCAAGGGUCCUAGCUGACACGACGUGGGAGAACGCCGUUUCCCACGCUAGAGGGGAGCCAGACGGGGCAGAGAAAUCAUUCAAACGCAGCAAGGUUUCAAUACGGGAGAGGUUAGAGACAGUCCCAGAGGAUGUCUCUGAUAACAGCAAGGGCAGCAGCAGCAGUGGCAAGCGGAGGCCAGACACCUCAACAAACACCAACAAACCUCUCACUGUUGUAGAGAGAAACAAGUCUGUAAAGAGCCAUUUUCGCAGGGCAGCUUCAGUUCUGAGGAAAGCCAAGUCUAAAUCUAAACUGCCUGAGAACAAAGUUGGAACCAUGAAGCGCAUGGAUGCCACUCUUGCCGAUGAAACAAUGACAAAGAAGCCAGACACAAAGGAGCUAAGCAAGAAAGAGAGAAAGCAGGUGCGCAAGGCAAUGAAGAGCAACUUUGAGCAGAUACAGAGGUCCAAGAAGAUCUGGGAGGAGCUGCGCAGGGUAAACACCACCCCAGAAAAGAAGACUGAGCUGUGCAGUGAGUUGUACACCAUGGUGAAGGGAUCAAUGAAGGAGUUUUGUUUUGCCCAUGAUACCGCUCGAGUCAUUCAGUGCCUCAUACAGUAUGGAACAACAGAACACAGAGAGAUGGUCUUUGAGGAGCUGAAAGAUGAGAUAACCACUAUGGCAAAGUCAAAGUAUGCUAAGUUUUUGGUGAAGAAAAUGUUGAUGUAUGGGACCAAGCACCACAGAAGUUGUGUGUACAAGAGCUUCCAUGGUCAUGUCCGGAAGCUCAUCAGGCACAGGAUUGCUGCGGAUGUGUUGGAGUAUGCCUACAAUGAGUAUGCCAAUGCUCACCAGAGGCUAUCUCUGCUAGAGGACUUCUAUGGACCCAGCUUCUGUCUCUUCAAGACUCCAGACAUCAAGUGCUUGGGUCAGAUCAUGUUGAGUCAGCCAGACAAAAGGGAGAUGAUACUGAGAAACAUGCGAGAAGCGCUGCUGCCAUUGAUUGACAAAAACAUCCUGGUGCAUUCAAUGGUUCACAAGGUGUUCAUGGAAUAUUUCACAUAUGCUGACAACAAGAUGAAAUCAGAAAUGAUAGAGUCGCUGCGAGAAUCAGUCAUUCACAUCCUGCACACCAGGGAUGGAGCAAGGGUGGCCAUGCAGUGUGUGUGGCACGGAACUGCAAAGGACAGGAAGUGCCUGAUCAAGAGCCUGAAGGGUAACGUGGUGAAGAUUUGUCAGGAGGAGUUCGGGCACCUCGUGAUGCUCGCCAUCUUUGACUGCGUCGAUGACACCAAGCUCGUGAAAGUCGCCUUACUUGAUGAAAUGCUGAAGAGUGUGUCAGAGGUUGCAGACAACCAGUAUGGCAGGAAGGUACUCCUGUACGUGUUGAAUCCACGUGACCCUCACCACUUCCACCCAGAUAUGGUCCGGGUUCUACAGGAGGGGGACCAGAGUCUCACCAGUAAGAAGGAGAAGUCUGUGCGUUACCAGGAGCUGCUGAUGGCAGUGUCCGAGUGUCUGCUGCAGUACAUUGUUGAUCAUGUGACCAGGCUCGUCGUCAAUAACAACAUGCUGCUGUUGGUCCUGGCUGUCAUCACACACGCACACGGCGACCCCACCCACGCCAUGGAGGCAGUGGCCCACAUUGCCGCCGAGCCCUUUGUAGCGGGCAACACGGAGGGCGGUCUGCACAUCAUUGAGAAUCCUGCUGGUCACAUGACCCUGAAACGACUCAUCCAAAAUGAUAAGCAGAGGAUGAAUGCCGGACAGAAAGUGCUGUUCUCCGAGGUGUUGCUAGGAAAGCUACCUGAAGGAGCAGUGAAGGCAUGGGCAGCCUGCAAUCGAGGCUGCUUCACAAUUGUCAGCAUGCUGGAUCUAGAGCAUCCAGAGAUAAUCAAGAACCUGGUCUCCUGUCUGAAGGGAUUGAAGUCUUCGCUUAAGAAGAUGACCUUUAAAGGGGCACAGGUGCUCGCACAGAAAAUAGACGAGGCAAACAAGACGGCAGUGUAGAAGUGGGGUUGUGGGAAUAAACUACUCAUUGUAGGGAGUGGGGAGUUGGAACCCCAAAUAGGUCGGGAGGUUGUUAUGAGUUUUACUGAUGCAAUAUGCUGUGUGUGUUGUAUUAUGUUGUGUCCAUCUGUAGGGAAAUGGUAUUGACCACAAAAUUGUGGUUGAGCAUCAGUUAGACCAGGUGUAAGGUUAAAUGAUGCAUGUACUUUGCAUUAUUCUGUAUAAAUGUACAUGUUUGUCAUUAAAACUAUGUUGUUCCUGUCAUGCAUGUACAUAGUAAAAUCUAGAUGAAAUGGUCAUUUUUCCUGUAACAAGUCAUGUACAAGUUUUAACAUCAAACUUUGUUAUAAGAAAAGUAACAACAUUUUGCAUGGUUGUCUUAAUGUCUUUGUUGCAGACAUUGUACCAUAUGAAAUAGAAUCACGGUACCUGUACAUGUGUGUCAAUUUUAGUUAUAGUUUGAGAUGUAAUGGUAUUUUAGUUGUAUUUAUAACGAUACUUAAAAUAGAAAAUGCAUAUACCUACAGCAGCGGACAUAACUAUAUUAUUUCAUUUUUAUAAUAAUAAUAAGAGCUUUGUCUUUAUUUGCAAAUACCAUUAAUAUAAUUUAAGCUUUAUUUUUAGACAUUUCUUGGUAAAUAAAUCUUAAUUUUUUUAAAUGUCAGAUAUUGUAAUCCGUUUUACUGACUGUAACUAGACAAUAGUUGUUUAAUGUUACAGUGCAUGUGAACAUUUGUAAUUUAAAUUACCGUUAUUACUGUAUUUAAUUUUUUUACAUUUAUUUUUAUGCCAAAAUAAUAAUUUGUAUGACUCCAAUUUUUUCGCGCUAACAGAUUUUCAUCUGCGAUAAAUGACUUAAUUCUUGGAAAGUUACAUAAUUGCAGAAUUGUAUUGAUUUGCAUAAAUAUGGCGACAUAAAACAUGUGUAUCACAGUAUUACCGGUAUGAUCUGAUAAAACCUUGCAGAGAAAUGAGCCUAGUCACUGGACCUUUACAUUUGCAUGACUUGGGUAAAUAAGCAUGUACACUGAUAAUGGUUUCACCUUAAGGAAACAGUAAGUUCUGCUUAAUGUAUUGGCUAUUGUUUUUGGUUGUAAUCAUUUCAGGUACAACUGGAUGGUGUCAUUUAAUACCAAACCUUUCCAUCUGAUUGCUUAUAAAAAUUAGCAUUGUGUUCAUUAGUGGCAAUUAUGAUUUCAAUUAUCUACAACUAUAUGCUUUGCUUUAUUGUGAUAAAUUAGCAAACAUUUCAUUAUGGAGUAUUUAAAUUUGUUAAAGACAACACAAUAAUAAUUUGCAGUUUAUUUGAGUGCAAAUUACGGAUUCAUACUAUUGUACGGGAUUCUUAAAGUUCUUCAUUGAUCAAAGUACAACCUUGGAAUAUAUUUCCAUUAAACAAAAUCAAACCCAAUGAAAUGAUUUUAAAUUAAUUUCAAAAUUAUAUUUUUAACCAGGUUUUCCGAAGGAAAAAACUGGUUAUUAGAUUGGCGAAUGCGGGCGGGCUGGCUGGCUUGCGGGCUGGCUGGCGGGCUGGCGGAAUAAGCUUGUCCGGGCCAUAACUAUGUCGUUCAUUGUCAGAUUUUAAAAUCAUUUGGCACAUUUGUUCACCAUCAUUGGACGGUGUGUCGCGCGAAAUAAUUACGUCGAUAUCUCCAAGGUCAAGGUCACACUUUGAGUUCAAAGGUCAAAAAUGGCCAUAAAUGAGCUUGUCCUGGCCAUAACUAUGUCAUUCAUUGUGAGAUUUUAAAAUCAUUUGGCACAUUUGUUCACCAUCAUGGGACGGUGUGUCCCACGAAAGAAUCACGUCAAUAUCUCCAAUGUCAAGGUCGCCACGACUAAAAAUAGAUUUAAAAAAAAAAAAAAAACUUACAAAGGGGGUUAAUUUUUUUUGGUCAUUUCAAAAGUUCGUUUGAGUUUUCUCCCUUUAUCAGAUUUUUUUUUCACAAUGAAAACCUGGUUUUGUGACAAUUUUGUCCCUUGUUAAUAACUAUAAAUACUUAAUGGCUUGGUAGUAUCAUUCAUAGGUGACAUUAUGCACUGAAAUAUAGGAACAUCCUAUUUGUAAGAUCUAUCAUCAUGUCUCUACAUUUUCUGACACUGUAUGUUUAGAAUGUUUUAGUAUCUUAAUUUUCAGACUAUACUUGUUUUUAUUCUAUUAGUGUCCGAAAUCUUUGAGUUAUUAUGGUAAUUUAACAUUUUAAAUAUGUGUAAAAACAGGAGAAUGUCAAUCUGGUUUGAAUUUCUUGUUUAUUGUUUUAGAAGUGUUUUAUACUACUGUAAUAGUUUAGAAUAUGUAUACAUCACAAUUUAUGACAGAAUGAUAGAAAAUAACUUUGAAUAAACAGGGUCAUUCACUGGCUAAUCACAUUUUGUAAAUUUUAUUAAUUUUAGAUUAUAUUUAGAACAUGUCUUUACUUUCAUCUAUUAUUCUUUCAGGAAAAUUUGUAAAGCACAUUAUUUUAUGUUGUUGUUUUUUUUUAUUCGUUGCUAAUGUGAUUUAAAAGUAAAUAAAAAUACAAUAAAAAUGGUGAUUCAAACAGAAUCUUGCUUGUAAUUAAAUAAGAACUUAACUUGUAAAAGACAUGACAAAAUUGCAAGCCUAGCAAUUAUUUUCUUUGUAACGACCCAGUCUUUGCUAUCUGAAGGUCCAUAGAGCCAUUUAUGUUAAUGCACUGCAAUAAAAUAAUCCAGCUUUUGGUA